This is a messenger RNA of Branchiostoma floridae (Florida lancelet), 2172 nucleotides long. RefSeq lists its product as uncharacterized. The coding region runs from base 61 to 2136 and encodes 691 amino acids. The record is from RefSeq and is a predicted model, not a curated record. Gene Ontology annotation, biological process: glycolipid biosynthetic process. The transcript has 4 exons. Gene Ontology annotation, cellular component: membrane. Gene Ontology annotation, molecular function: galactosylceramide sulfotransferase activity. NCBI's taxonomy places the organism in Eukaryota, Metazoa, Chordata, Leptocardii, Amphioxiformes, Branchiostomatidae.
UCUCCUGGAUCAUACACACUUUGGUCACCGGCCAAUUACACGUUAGGUAGCGUAGUCAACAUGCGGACAACAAUUCUCAUGUCGUUUUUCUGUCUUAUCGGAUUCAGCUGCGCCUCGAUGUUGGCGUUUAUACUGUACCUCACCACAUAUGGGAAAGGUACGGGGGUUGGAUCGAUCGAGUGGAACGCUUUAGACGACUCCAUAAUUGUCCGGCGACGCGCUGGGAUUGCAGGAAGAAAUCCGGUCGUUACUCUGCCAAACACAGUGGUCCUAUCAGACAGAAAAUACCUCAACAUCAAAGUAGCAGAUUCCCAGUGGAACCGACCACACAUCGCGUCCAGUGCCGAUGUCAUGACCAACAAACAGCCUUCUGUGAAACCUGUCAUUGCCUGGAGGGAAAACAGUCAAUCUUUGCGGCCAGGUGAAACCGUCAAGAUGGAAAACAAUUCUGCAGUACAAACUCAAGACAGACACAAAGAAUCGGUUAUUAGCGGUAAGCGUGAACAAAAAAGUAACGAAACUGGGAUGAUACAGAAACUGCAUCAAGGAAAUCACCUACCGCUGGCUGAUGUGAAGAAAAAUCUUCAUACAACGUCAAAAAGUAUACUUAGAACGGAAUUUAGCCCCGUGGGUCAAGGACAAAGUAGACAUUUUGUCCUUCAGAGCAGCUCCAGUAGCAAUAAAGAACCUAAUACGCCAAAAGUAGAAUCUCUUAAAGAGUUGCCUAUUGUUGGCGAUAGGACUGGACUAGUUAUUCCUGGACAAAAGGAAACACAUAGCAUUAAAGAUGUCUACAUCAACCAGCAAGAUCACUCAGGACUUAACUCUACCUCAAAAUAUAAACACCGCCAACAUGACGGGAAAACUGACAAGAAUUUGGACGAUGGUGGUAAAUUCAAUGAACGAUUUUCUGCAUUGAAUGAUAGUGGAUAUACAAGAAACAAUUUCUCAGUGAACGUUGCUAAAAGAAAACGUUCACCACUGCCUGUGAUUGAAGAUGGGAUAGAGAUCGGGAAUGACAGCUACCGGCAGACUACCGGGGACAUGUGCGCUCCGAAGAAACAUUUUGUUUGGAUCAAGGUGCAUAAGGCCGGCUCGCAGACCACAAAUCCAAUCUUCGAACGGUUCGCCUACAAACAUCAUCUGAGGUUAUUGUUUGGUAUCUCUAACGGCCCGACUGUGUACUGGCCGCGGUCUCCGAAAGGGGGUGUGUAUAUGCAGACCCGGAAGGGAGGGCUGUUCGACGCCUUGUAUGUUCAUAGCCGUUACAAUAAAACAUGGAUGCGAGCCCACUUCCCCAAUGACACGGUGUAUCUGGCUAUUGUGAAGGAUCCGUUCUCUCACUUCAAGUCCAGUUUUCACUACUACGGCCUACAGCGGAAUCUCAACUUAGAUGACUCCUGGAACCCGGUCAAGACGUUUCUCUCGAACCCCUGGAAGUACAAGACAGAGGCGCUGUAUCAGGGAAUACGGUUUGACAAAACCAGAAACGCACAGCUCUUUGACCUGGGGUUUCCCAUUGAGAGGUCACACGACAUGGUGUGGGCCAGGGAAUACAUUGAACAGUUAGACAAGGACUUCUUACUCGUGAUAAUUCUAGAGCAUUAUGCCGAAUCAUUGGUAUUGAUGAAGAGGUUGAUGUGUUGGGAAUUACUAGAUAUUCUAUUGGUAGAAGAUAGGUUAAACUCUCGACAUUACCGGUACAAAUACUACCGUCCUACACAGGAAGAGUUGAUCAGGUACAAGCAGUAUGCGGAGGCGGAAUACGCUAUGUACGAACAAUUCAAUAAGUCCCUGUGGACUAAGAUCUCGCAACAGAGUCAGGACUUCUUUCAAGAGGUUGAGCACUACAAGCGGAUGACGAAACAAGUUCGCUAUUUUUGUAAGGACAACUCAACUAAAGAACUUUUUAUUUCAGCUUCUCCAUGGAAUGCUCAAUAUAAAAUGAGCCAGUCCACCUGUACCUACCUCAAAAUGCGUGAUGAUGAAUGGAGAGCACAUUCGUGGGCACAGCUCCGCUAUCCUUCACGUAUCAAACGCCCUCUGCGACUUGAAUACUACAACAACAUAAGCAAGUUUCACGACAAGCUGCUAGCUGCGGCCAGAAAAGACUCUGCAGAAAAGGGGAGAUCAUAGCUUUAGAGCUGCGAAAUAAACGUGUUUGUCCAUUGA